AAAUAAAUAUGAUUCCCAAGAACAGGUUCUCCAAAGACAUUCUCCGACUUGAACCUGACACAGCAGCUCCAUAGAACUGUGCUCUGCCAUGAGGUCAAUUGCUCUGUUUCUCUUGGGUGUCAUCUUCCUGGACCAGUGUGGGGUUCAAGGAGCCCUAGUCAUAAGGAAUCAGCGUUGCUCCUGUAUCAGGACCAGGAAAGGCAUGAUCCCCUCCUACAGGUCCUUAAGAGAUCUCAAACAAUUUGCCCCAAGCCCUCAGUGCAACAAAACUGAAAUCAUUGCUACCCUGAAGACCGGAACUCAAACCUGUCUGAACCCAGAUUCAGUGAAUGUGAAGAAGCUGAUGCAAGAUUGGGAGAAACAGAUCAGCCAAAAGAAAAAGCAAAAGAGGGGGAAAAAAAACAUCAAAGUUCAAGAAAACCGGAAAAGCUAAAAAACCCAAGGUCCUCGCUCAAGACUCCGUGAGAUACAACUUUCCCAGCUAGCGCUCUGCGUUGUAAAUGGCCUUCUAGAUCAUACUAAAAAUGCCUUCGGUGGGGAGCGGGCUUUAAUACGUAAGCUCAUUAACUUGGCUAGAAAAUACAAUGCAUGAUUUUGAAAGUAGAACUAACGCUAGAAAGUUAAUUGUAAAAUCCAAAUAGUAAAGAUUGCUAGAGGCAAAAACUGUCUUUGUUACACGCAGCCAACAAAAUUCCAUCAAGCUCUUGAACACAGUCUUGAUAAUCUCAAAUCUGGGCAAGUAUCCAUGCGUGCUUAUCCCAUGCCCAACAGCUGUCUCUGGGCUUCUAGACUGCAGCAUCCGGAGGGUUCUGAGGUCGUCACCAAGCCUAAGUCUGUCUGUAUGCUGGUGAGCAAGACCUCGCUAAUCUGGCCAUCAGCAGCUGCACUUGGGUUAGCCUACAGGCCUGGCACAUAGUCUGUCGCAGAGAUCUGUGCUAAUGUUUUUUGAGUUCCACAGUAGAGAUCACCAGACUUGGCUUUCAGAGCCUUCCAUGUACCUUUUGAGACCAUGUGAUCUCAUCAUUGACUUGAUCCCAUCUUCAAGGCUCAUUUCAAGUUUUGCUUCUUAAAUAAAACCCUCUUAGAUGGCUGCGGGGUAGCUUAGUGGUAGAGCACUUGCCUUGCACGGACAAGGCCUGGAGCUGAUCACUAACAGUGCAGAUUUUCUGGCUACUCAAAUUCUCUUCAGUUUUAUUUCACUUGCUGCUCGGUGUCUCAUGAAUAAACUUCAUUGUUAUCUAAUUA
This is a messenger RNA of Arvicola amphibius (Eurasian water vole), 1245 nucleotides long. RefSeq names its product C-X-C motif chemokine ligand 9 (gene Cxcl9). Lineage: Eukaryota; Metazoa; Chordata; Mammalia; Rodentia; Cricetidae. Gene Ontology annotation, cellular component: extracellular region. Gene Ontology annotation, molecular function: chemokine activity; CXCR chemokine receptor binding. The transcript has 4 exons. The coding region runs from base 89 to 433 and encodes 114 amino acids. The record is from RefSeq and is a predicted model, not a curated record. Gene Ontology annotation, biological process: neutrophil chemotaxis; antimicrobial humoral immune response mediated by antimicrobial peptide; cellular response to lipopolysaccharide.